Molecule: messenger RNA, 5329 nt
Organism: Mus pahari (shrew mouse)
Lineage: Eukaryota; Metazoa; Chordata; Mammalia; Rodentia; Muridae
Gene: Alpk1
Product: alpha kinase 1
Exons: 14
Coding region: 460-4149 (1229 amino acids)
Biological process (GO): protein phosphorylation
Molecular function (GO): protein serine/threonine kinase activity; ATP binding
Source: RefSeq, a predicted model, not a curated record
GACAAGCUCUCCUUGUCCCCUUUCGGGGAGUCGAUCUCGGAAUUGGAGCGAAGAGGAGAAGUAGGCGUCGCAGAGGCACGUGUGUCAGCAUGCUUAUUUGCACCGGAGACCAAGCUGGGGUUUUCCUGGUGGACGGGGCCAGACUCAGUAACACGACUCCCAGAAUACCUUUCCCGCAGCAGCCCCUAACGGGGCGUGUCUCGCGGUGGCGUUACACAAGCACGUUCUGAGCAAGGAAGGACUUUUCAGAUUCCCGUUUCCUGAAACAGAAACUGUUGAGGAGAAACGCUGUGUUUCCGGGAAUCAAGAAUCUCCCGAGUCAGACGUCUGCUCUGAAGUGCUUUUCUGAGUACCUCAGCCUUCAAGGGCCUUCUUUAUUGAGAAUCAAUGCCUCUCCUAGGUAAUUGAUCACCAUAGACCCAGGGAGACUCAAUUCAUCCUGGAGGGUGGGUAAUCGUCAUGAAUAAUCAAGAUGCCGUGGCUUCGAUACUGCAUGAGUGCAAGCAAGCGCUGGAUCGUCUCUUGUUAGAAACGCCAGAUGUGUCUACAGAGGACAAGAAUGAGGACCAGCGGUGCAGAGCCUCACUCCCUGGCGAGUUAAGGACCCUGAUCCAGGAGGCAGAGGAAAUGAAGUGGCCCUUCGUGCCUGAAAAGUGGCAGUAUAAACAAGCCAUGAGCCCAGAGGACAAAACAAACCUGCAAGAUGUGAUUGGCGCCGGACUGCAACAGUUACUGGCGGCCUUGAGAGCCUCCAUCCUUGUCCGGGAUUGCGCUGCUGCCUCCGCUAUUGUCUUCUUGAUGGACCGGUUCCUGUAUGGACUCGACGUCUCGGGAAAACUCCUGCAGGUCGCCAAAGGCUUGCACAGGCUGCAGCCCGCGACGCCCAUCGCCCCGCAGGUGGUCAUCCGCCAAGCCCGGGUCUCCGUCAACUCAGGGAAGCUGUUGAAGGCAGAGUACAUCCUGAGCAGCCUGAUAAACAACAACGGAGCAACCGGCACCUGGCUGUAUAGGAACGAGAGUGACAAAGUCCUGGUACAGUCGGUCUGCGUACAGAUCAGAGGGCAGAUUCUGAAGAAGCUAGGCAUGUGGUAUGAAGCAGCAGAAUUGAUAUGGGCCUCCGUCAUAGGAUAUCUGACACUUCCUCAACCAGAUAAGAAGGGCAUUUCCACAUCACUGGGCAUACUGGCAGACAUCUUUGUUUCCAUGAGCAAAACAGAUUAUGAGAAGUUUAAGAAGAGCCCAAAGGUUAACUUGGCCCUGCUCAAGGAGUUUGACCACCAUUUGUUGUCAGCCGCGGAAGCCUGCAAGCUGGCAGCUGCCUUCAGUGCCUACACACCCCUGUUUGUGCUCAUGGCUGUGAAUAUCCGUGGCACGUGUUUGUUGUCAUACAGCUGUUCGGCAGACUGCCCUGCGGGAAUGAAAAGUGUGUAUCUGUGUGACGCCAAAGAAGCUUUUGAGAUCGGCCUCCUGACCAAGACAGAUGGCGAGCUGGUUAGUGGCAAGCAGGAGCUUCACAGCUUCAUCAAAGCUGCUUUCGGCCUUGCCACGGUGCACUCCAGACUCCAUGGCGAGACAGAUGCAGUUCGCGCAGCAAGGCAGCUAUGCCGUGAAGCUCUGAGCAAGCUCUACAUCUUCAGCACUUCCCCCACAAGCCAGGACAGAGAAGCCCUGUCUCAGGAAAUCAUGUCUCUCAUCAGCCAGGUGAAGGGACAUCUACGAGUUCAAAGCUUCCCAAAUUUAGAUGCUCGAUCUUAUGUCCCAGAGAGUUUCAAAUGUGGUUUAGAUCGACUCAUCCUGCAUAGACACGUGGAUUUCCAACAAAUUCUUGAAACCUAUUCCCAGCACCAUACUUCGGUGUGCGAGGUAUUUGAAAGCACUUGUGGGAACAGCAGAAGCAACCAGAGAGACACAAAAUCGGAGGUCUGUAUCACCACUCUGAAGACAGAAACACACACUGCAGAUACUACGGGUGCUACUCGAGAGAGGGCGGGUUCUCAAGACAGCAAGAGUUCAGCUUCUUCCAAAGUGUCUAAGAAAGAUCAAGGGAAGCUCCAAAGAGAAAGGGGGAGGAGCUGGACCCGUUCCAAGGCAUUCCGAGUCUCCCUGGACCUAGAUUUGGGGACUGAGACUGAGCCACCAAACUACAGCAAUGGCGGGACAGAUGUCUCCAACAAGACUCUGAGAGACAGCUCUAGCGCCAGUUCUUGGAGCAGACUGUCAGGGCUCAGCUCUUCCACAAGCUGGGAGGAAGUGAACUGCGCGGUUCAGGAUGCAGUGAGGAAAGAGUCUAGCCAAGAAGAGCAUCCUGUGGAUACUCAAUGCUCUACGGCAGCGUCUGAGGAGCCGGAGAGGGACAGAAGCUGCGGAGCUGCGGAUUUGUUGUCUCCAAAGCUCCGUGGUGUCUCUCUUCAGACAACUGGAGAUCACAACUUAGAGUCUUCACAAAGUCAGUUACACAACCACACGUCCCUCCUUCCUCUCAACACGACAGACACUUGUUUGGUCUUAGGUGCAGGGCUGGUAGAAACUCCUGAAGGAUCUAAGAAUACUUCUCUUCAGUCCUGUCAUUCAUGUGGUUCUGAUUCCUGGUCCUUGUCUAGUUCAGGCAGGUUCAUGGACGUGACCACGAAUCCUUCAGUUGAAGAAGAACCGUCUGGAAUAAUGGAUGAUUUCCCAGAAUCCAAGUAUGACUUUAAAGACUGGCAUGGAGAAAAGAAUGGGGGAAAACUCACUGAAAUAGGCACAGGGCCUGAAUUAACAUUUGCCCCCUCCUCGGUCAACCCAGAAGGAGAAACAGCAGAAAGCACAGACGAUGGACAAUCGCCCUCUCAGGUAGCCCUAGGAUGUUUAGAAAGCAGCCAUUCAACGUCUACAUGUAGGACUUUCUUCCCGGAUGGAUCGGUUCAAAACGCUGACUCAGCAAAGACUGGCUGCUCAGUCAGAGACCAGACUGUCGACCCCGAUGCCUCCACGGUGGAUGAGGGGGGCCAAAUGCUUGACAGCACAGAGGUCUGCUCCCCUGGCCAGGACAGCGCUCACAGACCACGUGCUUUGAGGUCCGGUCAGAGUGCUGAGGGGCCAAAGUCCUUUGGAAAGGGCUCCAGUCCUUCCCCUAUCUUCAAUGAGGACUUCAGCACCACAGAGGAAGGAGAGGAGCUUGGGAGUAUGCUGAAGAGCAGCCAGAACUCCAGCUCAUGCUGGUGGCUAAAAUCACCAGCCUUUUCCCGCAGUUCGUCCGACGGGGAAAGCUCCUGGUCUCUGCUGAACUCGAGCAGAAGUUCCUUCUCCUCGCUGACAGGUCAAACCAGUCAAGAGAUCCUGGAGGCUCGCACCCUACAGCCAGAUGACCUUGAAAAACUUCUGGCAGGCGUGAGGCACGAUUGGCUGCUUCAGAGACUAGAGAAUACAGGCGUUUUGAAGUCCAAUCAACUUCAACAAGCCCACAGUGCCCUUCUGCUAAAAUAUUCCAAAAAGUCUGAAUUGUGGACAGCCCAGGAAACUGUGGUGUAUCUGGGAGACUACCUGAAAGUGAAGAAGAAGGGCAAGCAGAGAAAUGCAUUUUGGGUCCACUAUCUCCAUCAAGAGGAAACCCUGGGGAGAUACGUUGGGAAAGAAUACAAAGAGAGGAAGGGGCUCCGGUACCACUUCACUGAUGUGGAGCGGCAGAUGACAGCGCAACACUAUGUGACAGAGUUUAACAAGAGACUCUACGAGCAAAAGAUUCCGACGCAGAUCUUCUACAUCCCCUCUACAAUAUUGCUGAUUUUGGAAGACAGGACUAUAAAGGGAUGCAUCAGUGUGGAGCCUUACAUACUGGGGGAAUUUGUCAAGUUAUCUAACAACACCAAGAUAGUCAAAAAUGAGUACAAAGCCACAGAAUACGGCUUGGCCUAUGGCCACUUUUCUUAUGAGUUUUCUAACCAGAGAGAUGUGGUGGUUGAUUUACAAGGUUGGGUGACUGGAAAUGGAAAAGGCCUCAUCUAUCUCACAGAUCCUCAGAUUCACUCUGUAGAUCAGAAAGAUGUCACUACAAACUUUGGAAAGCGGGGAAUAUUUUACUUCUUUAAUAACCAACAUGCAAGCUGUAAUGAAAUAUGCCAUCGUCUUUCUCUGACUAGACCUUCACUAGAGCAAACAAGUAAGAUAUAGGCUGUGGGUUGGGAGCUUAUCAAGCCUUCAGGAGCCUAGCAUCAGACCUGCCUCCUCCCAGGAGCAAGGCAGGUAUUGGCAUAUUGAUCGAUUGGGCCAACGGAUGAUUCUGGUCACUGACUUAUGAGGGGAAUUCACAAGUGUCGAUUUCAGGCCUACCCUUGCUUGCCAGGAAAAGAUCCUACAGACCUUGUACCCUCUGACACAGGGACAUGUCGGGAGACUGUCUUGGACUCUACAGUUGUGUAUGAUGUUUGAGGUCCUGAGUUGUAUGAAGACAAUAUGGAAAAGGACCCCAACCAACCCACAAUGGAUGCAAACCUCAGCUAAAAACAAACUGCUGUCAUUAAGCCAUUGUGAUUUUGUUUUGUUUUGUUGUUGUUUAGUAGGUUGGUUAUGGUUUUUUGUUGUUGUUUUUGGGGGGGGUUGUCUGUUUGGAGAGUUUUGGUCAUUAUUAAAACUGAUACUGUUGCUGCUUUCAUAUUAACUUGAGAGGUUUUUGUGAACUUAAAACAUCCAAACUCCUGGAAAGAUUUCAAAUUUUGUUUCUCCUUUUAUAUUUGCCAUUUUGUAAAACUGUUAUCCAUACGGACUUUUUUUUAAACUGAGCUGAUGUCACCAAUUUUUAUCUCAUGUUUUUGUGUGAUACCAGAUAUUUCUGUAUUCUGAGUUUCUUUCUGAUUCUCCCUUGCUUUCUUCUAGUGUAUUUCUAUCUAUGAAAGGUGUGAUAGAAGUGUGGUCACAUACCACAGGGUCACCACAGCCUAUUGCUUUCCCCAUACAUCUUCUUCACACAAGCUUGGUAAUUAUUAUUUCCUGCUGAAAGCAUUGUAUAAAUGCUCAGUGGUAACACACACAUUUAGGGUGUGUCUUCUCACCUGGGUUAACACAACCCAGGAACUCCCUUAUAGACAGUCUUAGAGCUUUGUCUCCUAGAUAUUUCUAAAUCUUGACUAGCUGACUAUCAAUAUUAACCAUCACAUACUGUGCUAAGGAAAUCUGGGAUGAAGGGUGGUCAUCAAGGAGUUCCACGAAGUUUGUGUAGAAGGAUGGACAGAGAACUGUAUAUCCUAGAAAGAAGACAAAGCAGAGGAACCAAGAGUGACAGAUUGGAGGGAUGUGACAGCCAAAAAUGUCAAGGAAGAGAGUGACAAGCAAAAAAAAGGAAAUGGGAAGGCAU